Funneliformis mosseae is the source of this 127-nucleotide messenger RNA. The record is from the annotation of a GenBank genome assembly. NCBI's taxonomy places the organism in Eukaryota, Fungi, Glomeromycota, Glomeromycetes, Glomerales, Glomeraceae.
CUUUUUGCGUGAGAAUUUUUUACCAACUAACCUUGGAAAUAAUUCACAUACUAUAAUCUCAAUACGUCUAGAACCUCCAAAUUGUGCUAAAGUAUAUUUAAUAUAUAAAGAUAUUUGUUCUGACUGA